Mus pahari (shrew mouse) is the source of this 1649-nucleotide messenger RNA. RefSeq names its product tRNA methyltransferase 12 homolog (gene Tyw2). Gene Ontology annotation, biological process: tRNA methylation. The transcript has a single exon. Gene Ontology annotation, cellular component: cytoplasm. Bases 108 to 1421 code for a protein of 437 amino acids. The record is from RefSeq and is a predicted model, not a curated record. Gene Ontology annotation, molecular function: tRNA methyltransferase activity. NCBI's taxonomy places the organism in Eukaryota, Metazoa, Chordata, Mammalia, Rodentia, Muridae.
GAGCGGGCUUAGCUCUUCCGGUUGUCGCGGCAGUCUUACCAAGGGAGAAGGUAGCCCCACCGGAGAAUCUCCCCGAUGGACACCGACGGGGUCCAAACACGAGCGACAUGGAGAGAGAGUGUGAGGAGCCUGUAGUUGUCGCAGUUGUGACUGAGCCCCGGUUCACGCAGAGAUACCGAGACUAUCUGGAGGAGCAGAAGCUCUUGGACAGGCAGCACCGGGUGGCCAAGCUGCGGGAUGGCGCGGUGGCGCUGCCGGUGCUGGCGGGAAGCCUUUCCGAGCAGCAUCUGCGGGAGCUGAGGGAUCGCGUGGCCCCGGGCAGCGCCUGUGUGCUGACGCGGCUCCCGGAUCCUCUUCCUUCCAAAAAGGCCCGGGUUCGUUCACCUGCUCAGAGACUGUGUCUGGAGGUGAGGCGUUGGAUGGAGGACCGCGGAGUGACGUGGACCGCUGAGUUGGAGGCAGAUCUGCCCCGGUCUUGGCAACGGCAUGGCGACCUAAUACUGCUUAGUGAAGACUGCUUCCAGGCCACGCCGUGGAAGAGUCUGGAACCAGAACUCUGGGAGACCGUUGCCUCGGCCCUCGGAGUUCAACGUUUGGCAAAGCGAGGGCGGGUGCUACCGGAUGGGACUCGAACUCCGUCAGUGACUCUGCUGCUGGGUGACCAUGGCUGGGUAGAGCAUAUGGAUAAUGGCAUCCGGUAUACGUUUGAUGUGACACGGUGCAUGUUCUCCUUCGGAAACAUCACCGAGAAACUUCGAGUGGCAUCGCUAUCCUGUGCUGGAGAGGUCCUGGUGGAUCUCUACGCAGGGAUUGGUUAUUUUACAUUGCCCUUCCUAGUUCAUGCUGGCGCGGCCUUCGUGCAUGCCUGUGAAUGGAAUCCUCAUGCCGUAGAUGCUCUAAGAAACAAUUUGGAGAUCAAUGGAGUGGCAGACCGAUGCCAAAUACAUUUUGGGGACAACAGGAAACUGAAGCUCUCAAACACUGCAGAUAGGGUGAACCUCGGGCUCAUUCCCAGUUCUGAAGAAGGCUGGCCCGUUGCCUGCCGAGUGCUUCGGAAAGACGUUGGGGGUAUUCUGCAUAUCCACCAAAACGUAGAGUCUUUCUCAGGAAAGAAUCCACAGCCACCUGGAAGCAGUAAUGUGGAAAAAGAGCAUUGGCCUCAUCCCCAGAAAAUCACCACUGAUAAACGGGGAAAUAGAACUACUGAGAAUUUCAGGGGGGAAAUGUCAUCGGCCAGCAAACCAGAGUGGCAAAGAUGGGCAGAAUCUGCAGAAACUCAGAUCGUCUCUCUUCUUCAUCAAGUGCAUGGGAAGCCGUGGAGGACACAAAUUCUGCAUGUCCACCCAGUGAAAUCUUACGCUCCCCACGUGGAUCACGUAGUCCUAGAUCUGGAAUGCCGCCCCUGUCCUAUGGUUGUCUAGAAGGGGUAGACUUAAUGACACAGUAGAGCCAGAUGUGUGGUCCUUGGUGCUUCAGCGAGGCCCGUGUUCUCAGCCUUCUGUUUUCUGGUGACCUUUUAAAGUGAUUUGUGGUCUGAAAAUGAACUCUAGAUCAAUCCAAAAAAUUUGUCUUCUGUUGAUCACGUUGAGAAUGUAUUAAAGUAUCAGAGGAAACCAAUGUGAUUCAUUAAAAUAGGAUUCAUCUGUGCA